CUCCCCUGCCGUGCCUCCGGCGCUUGGGGCAGCCGCGCCCGCGGAGUUUUCCCUCCGGCGCUGACGGCUGCGGCGCCCGCGACUCCCCAGUGCCCCGAGUGCCCCGCGUGCCCCGCGAGCGGGAGUGGGACCCAGCCCCAGGCAGAACCCAGGCGCCGCGCCCGAGACGCCCGCGGUGAGAGCCACUCCCGCCCACGUCCCAUUUCGCCCCUCGCGUCCCGAGUCCCCGUGGCCAGAUCUAACCAUGAGCUACCCUGGCUAUCCCCCACCCCCAGGUGGCUACCCACCAGCUGCACCAGGUGGUGGUCCCUGGGGAGGUGCUGCCUACCCUCCUCCGCCCAGCAUGCCCCCCAUCGGGCUGGAUAACGUGGCCAACUAUGCGGGGCAGUUCAACCAGGACUACCUCUCGGGAAUGGCGGCCAACAUGUCUGGGACAUUUGGAGGAGCCAACAUGCCCAACCUGUUCCCUGGGGCCCCUGGGGCUGGCUACCCACCAGUGCCCCCUGGCGGCUUUGGGCAGCCCCCCUCUGCCCAGCAGCCUGUUCCUCCCUAUGGGAUGUAUCCACCCCCAGGAGGAAACCCACCCUCCGGGAUGCCCUCAUAUCCGCCAUACCCAGGGGCCCCUGUGCCAGGCCAGCCCAUGCCACCCCCCGGACAGCAGCCCCCAGGGGCCUACCCUGGGCAGCCACCAGUGACCUACCCUGGUCAGCCUCCAGUGCCACUCCCUGGGCAGCAGCAGCAGCCAGUGCCGAGCUACCCAGGAUACCCGGGGUCUGGGACUGUCACCCCCGCUGUGCCUCCAACCCAGUUUGGAAGCCGAGGCACCAUCACUGAUGCUCCCGGCUUUGACCCGCUGCGAGAUGCCGAGGUCCUGCGGAAGGCCAUGAAAGGCUUCGGGACGGAUGAGCAGGCCAUCAUCGACUGCCUGGGGAGUCGCUCCAACAAGCAGCGGCAGCAGAUCCUACUUUCCUUCAAGACGGCUUACGGCAAGGAUUUGAUCAAAGAUCUGAAAUCUGAACUGUCAGGAAACUUUGAGAAGACAAUCUUGGCUCUGAUGAAGACCCCAGUCCUCUUUGACAUUUAUGAGAUAAAGGAAGCCAUCAAGGGGGUUGGCACUGAUGAAGCCUGCCUGAUUGAGAUCCUCGCUUCCCGCAGCAAUGAGCACGUCCGAGAAUUAAACAGAGCCUACAAAGCAGAAUUCAAAAAGACCCUGGAAGAGGCCAUUCGAAGCGACACAUCAGGGCACUUCCAGCGGCUUCUCAUCUCUCUCUCUCAGGGAAACCGUGAUGAAAGCACAAACGUGGACAUGUCCCUCGCCCAGAGAGAUGCCCAGGAGCUGUAUGCGGCCGGGGAGAACCGCCUGGGAACAGAUGAGUCCAAGUUCAAUGCGGUUCUGUGCUCCCGGAGCCGGGCCCACCUGGUAGCAGUUUUCAAUGAGUACCAGAGAAUGACAGGCCGGGACAUUGAGAAGAGCAUCUGCCGGGAGAUGUCUGGGGACCUGGAGCAGGGCAUGCUGGCCGUGGUGAAAUGUCUCAAGAAUACCCCAGCCUUCUUUGCAGAGAGGCUCAACAAGGCCAUGAGGGGGGCAGGAACAAAGGACCGGACCCUGAUUCGCAUCAUGGUGUCUCGCAGCGAGACCGACCUCCUGGACAUCAGAUCGGAGUAUAAGCGGAUGUACGGCAAGUCGCUGUACCACGACAUCUCGGUACGAGCCUGCUGCAGGCCGAAUGGGCUCCCUUUUGGCAUCCCAGUCACCUGUGGAACCUCCCUCCUUGGAGUGGCCAUAUGCUUGGCCUCUGUGCUGUGUGUGGGCAUCUUGAUUAUGGACCUCAGACUUGCUCAUCCCGUUGCCCUUAAACAGAUUAUAAACUUCUGAGGGCAGGUGGGUCAUGACCUUGCUGUCGCCCCCACCUUGCAUCCUCCAGCAGCAUCAGAGAACACUCGGGACCUCCCCAACCUUGACUGUGACCUUCAGCGUCCCGACCACCCUGUGAUUCCUUGAUCUGUCAGUGAGAACUCACGUCCCAAAGGCUCUGUGGAGCUCUGCUGUCACUCCCUGACAAAGCACUUCCUGCACUCAGCUUUAUGGCAUAGGCCACAUAGUAAGACCGUUCAGAGCGAGGGCCCUGGGGGUCACGCCACUUGGAGUCCAGCUUUUCUAACUGUGUGACCUUGAACGGCUUCCUUAAACCUCCCUGAACCACAGCUCCAUUGUCUUUAAGAUGAGAAAAUAAUCAUUCCUUCCCGGGAAUGUUGUGAGUAUUGAGUGAGGCGGUGCAGGUCAAGUGUCUAUUAAACACUAGCCACAGUUGUAUCACUGUGUGUCAGAGCCAGUCUGACAAAAUACAUUCUCAGCUGCAUUGUCUAACGCUCAAAUUCUGAACUCACAUGAGCCUUGAAAUUGUGCCAUGGGGACCACGUGCUCCCAGCUUAGACUCAGUAGCAUUUAAUGAUGGUGGGCAUGUCAUCACAGGAAACUCACUUUGUUUCCUUGGCUGUAUGAAUGAAGCUGUUGCUAGAGAAUUAGCAAUUCUAGGCUGGGCACAGUGGCUCAUGCCUGUAAUCCCAGCACUUUGGGAGGCUGAGGCAGGUGGAUCACUUGAGGUCAGGAGUUCGAGACCAGCCUGGCCAACAUGGUAAAACCCUGUCUCUACUAAAAAUACAAAAUUAGCUGGGCGUGCCUGUAAUCCCAGCUACUCGGUAGGCUGCGGCAGGAGAAUUGCUUGAACCCGGGAGGCGGAGGUUGCGGUGAGCUGGGUUCACACCAUUCCACUCCAGUCUUGGCGACAGAGUGAGACUUCGUCUCAAAAAAAAAAGAGUUAAUAAUUCUUUACAGAGUAUCUCCUGCAUGCCAGCGGGCUGUGGACAUCUGGAAGAAGCCACAUGCCUUGCCUCCAAGUUGCUUAGGGUGGAAGGAAAUGAUUAGAAAUGAGCCAAGCCGAGCCUGCACUCGUAGAGUAAGUGUGGUGGCCUCAGACAGAGGAGAGAUCCCUGGGACCUAGGAGGUCCGAGCCUUCCACUGGACAAUUUGUGAGGAGAUUGCGUUUCCUGAGCAGGACACUGUGUUGCAUUACAUUGGUAACCCCAAUUUAAGGCAGCAUAAAUGCGCUGGGAAAAGAGCGGUAUUGGUUAGCCUUGGAAGUGGUUUUUAGGAUGAUUAUAAUUUUUUUUGUGGAUAUUCAUUUGAUGUGGAUAGUUGGGGUGAGUGCUGCUUUCCGUCUUCUAAUGGGGGCCUGGGGAAGGCUAAAUUGCAUUUUUUAAGGUCUGUGACGCCUGCUGCAGGACCUGCAGUGGGGGAAAAUUCCCCAGGAUGGGGCUUCCUCCCUAUAAGGUGCUCAGGGCUGAAAAUCAGGAGCCAGAAGGCUGAAAGUGACCGUGCCUCCCUUAAUGGAUGUCUUCCUUGUUUCUGUGGCCAGGGAGAUACUUCAGGGGAUUACCGGAAGAUUCUGCUGAAGAUCUGUGGUGGCAAUGACUGAACAGUGACUGGUGGCUCACUUCUGCCCACCUGCCGGCAACACCAGUGCCAGGAAAAGGCCAAAAGAAUGUCUGUUUCUAACAAAUCCACAAAUAGCCCCGAGAUGCACCGUCCUAGAGCCUAGGCCUGUCCUCCACCCCUCCUGACCCGUAUAGUGUGCCACAGGACCUGGGUCGGUCUAGAACUCUCUCAGGAUGCCUUUUCUACCCCAUCCCUCACAGCCUCUUGCUGCUAAAGUAGAUGUUUCAUUUUUCUGACUCAUGCAAUCAUUCCCCUUUGCCUGUGGCUAAGACUUGGCUUCAUUUCGUCGUGUAAUUGUAUAUUUUUAUUUGGUGGCAUAUUUUCUUUUCUUACAGUCAUUGCCAGACAGAUGCAUACAAGUCUGUUUGCUGCGUACACAUUUCUGGUGAGGGCGACUGGGCGGGUGAAGCGCCGUGUCCUCGCUGAGGAGAGAAAGGGAGGCGUGCCUGGGAGGGUAGCCUGUGCCUCUGGUGAGUGUGUCACGAGCUUUGUUACUGCCAAACUCACUCCUUUUUAGAAAAACACAAAAAAAGGGCCAGAAAGUCAUUCCUUCCAUCUUCCUUGCAGAAACCACGAGAACAAAGCCAGUUCUCUGUCAGUGACAGGGCUUCUUGUAAUUUGUGGAAUGUGCCUUAAACCUUGAAUGUCUGUAGCCAAAACUUGUUUCCACAUUAAAAGUCAGCCAGCUCUGGAAUGUUCUGGAAA
This is a messenger RNA of Pongo pygmaeus (Bornean orangutan), 4201 nucleotides long. It is a transcript of the gene ANXA11, whose product is annotated as annexin A11. The coding region runs from base 245 to 1876 and encodes 543 amino acids. Gene Ontology annotation, cellular component: cytoplasm; plasma membrane; nucleus. The record is from RefSeq and is a predicted model, not a curated record. Gene Ontology annotation, molecular function: calcium ion binding; phosphatidylserine binding; calcium-dependent phospholipid binding. The transcript is spliced from 14 exons. Gene Ontology annotation, biological process: phagocytosis; cytokinetic process. Lineage: Eukaryota; Metazoa; Chordata; Mammalia; Primates; Hominidae.